CUAUUACCGGCAAGUCGGCAACAAUGGAUUAAAAAAAAUAAACAAAAAUAAUACGGAGUAAAUGAAAAGAAUAGAACACAGAAAAAUGUGAAAAUUGCCCAAGUACCAAAAAUCUAUCUACCUUUUCCUGAAAAAUUUCGCAUCCCAAUCAAAUAUCAUCACUCCCUUUCCAAAUCUCGAAAUUUCCCUUUUGUUUCUCUCUCCUCCUUCAUAGGUCAGCCAAAGAGGGCGAAAUUGAACAUUCAAAGUUAAAUUCAAGCACAAAAAUCCACCCCCUUCAAGAAAAACCUCUCAACUGCUCCUCCAUCAAAAACCCACAUCAAAAAUGGCGUUAGAAUUAUGGGAAACUCUGAAAGAAUCAAUCACAGCAUACACAGGAUUAUCCCCUGCAACUUUCUUCACUGUAAUUGCAGUAAGUUUGGCUUUCUACCACAUGAUUUCUGGGUUGUUUGGAUCAUCAACUCCUCAGCAUCAACGUCAUAGGUCUAUGGAAGAAGAAAUGGAGCCGUUGCCUCCUCCUGUUCAACUUGGUGAGAUUAAUGAAGAUGAAUUGAAGCAGUAUGAUGGUACUGAUCCUAAGAAGCCUUUGCUUAUGGCUAUUAAGGGUCAGAUCUAUGAUGUUUCUCAGAGCAGGAUGUUCUAUGGUCCUGGUGGGCCCUAUGCAUUGUUUGCUGGCAAGGACGCUAGCAGAGCUCUCGCCAAGAUGUCAUUUGAAGAAAGUGAUUUGACAGGGGAUAUUUCUGGCCUUGGUCCUUUCGAGCUAGAUGCAUUACAGGACUGGGAAUACAAGUUCAUGAGUAAAUAUGUGAAGGUCGGAACUAUUAAGACGAAGGAUGUUCCAGUAACUGACGGAUCCACUCCUAGUGAAACCACCGAAGCAACUGAAGCUCCAAGGCAGGCGGAAGACAUCCCAUCAGAGGAGCCUGCAGCUGAGACUGUGGAGACAUCAGCUACCGAUGCUGAGAAAAAGGAUGAGUAGUGUACUUUGUUAGCUGUAUACCGAGUUUUGGAAAACAAGUUUUUAAGUAGCAUGAAGUGAGGUGGGGAAAGAGUAGGUUUGGUGUUAAAAUUGUGUGGAAUGUUGUGAUAACUGAAUCCUUUGCACAAGAACUUAUUUUGGAGUAUUUGAAAUACUAUUGUAAAUAAUCAUGCUUGUAUGUGGAUUCCAUUGAAUAAGUUUGAUGGGAAUACAGCUGAAAUUAUUGCCA
Messenger RNA from Chenopodium quinoa (quinoa), 1208 nucleotides. Its product is annotated as membrane steroid-binding protein 2-like. Gene Ontology annotation, cellular component: endomembrane system; membrane. Lineage: Eukaryota; Viridiplantae; Streptophyta; Magnoliopsida; Caryophyllales; Amaranthaceae. The transcript is spliced from 2 exons. The coding region runs from base 326 to 979 and encodes 217 amino acids. The record is from RefSeq and is a predicted model, not a curated record.